GAGAAUCGACCAAGAUUCAGAGUUAUUAUAUCGUGGGAGAAAUAUUUUCGAUCCAAGAAAAGAAUAUUGCAAUUGCACUCGUUCAAGAAACCAACUACCGAAGUGUAGAUGAGCAACACUGUAAUUUUGUUAAUGGUGACGAUGGUACCGGUGAUCGCCGGUACUGACGAGCAGAAUGCGCUAUGGAAGAGGAGUGUGCCGACAAAUUCUUAUCUUGACCAUUUGGCAAAUUUCAACGACUAUCCGGUACUAGUGUCAAAGAGGGCGGCUCUUCUGUUAGAUCAGUUAAUGAUCGCGUUACAAGAUGCACUAAACAAUCAGCCCAGAAGAGAACUUCAAAAAGGCAAUAGAAUAUCCAUGAGAUCAUCGACACCUCACUUGCCAGCCGAAAAUUUGUCAUUUCUUCCAUUGGCGCAAGCACAAACGAUGGAUCUUCGACAGCAGAAACAAGGCCACCUUUAUUGGCGUUGUUUCUUGAACAUCGUAACAUGCUACAAGAAAAAAUAA
This is a messenger RNA of Frieseomelitta varia, 507 nucleotides long. RefSeq lists its product as uncharacterized. Lineage: Eukaryota; Metazoa; Arthropoda; Insecta; Hymenoptera; Apidae. The record is from RefSeq and is a predicted model, not a curated record. Bases 109 to 507 code for a protein of 132 amino acids. The transcript is spliced from 3 exons.